Molecule: messenger RNA, 927 nt
Organism: Diutina rugosa
Lineage: Eukaryota; Fungi; Ascomycota; Pichiomycetes; Serinales; Debaryomycetaceae
Gene: COQ5
Product: 2-hexaprenyl-6-methoxy-1,4-benzoquinone methyltransferase
Exons: 1
Coding region: 1-927 (308 amino acids)
Biological process (GO): ubiquinone biosynthetic process
Molecular function (GO): methyltransferase activity
Source: RefSeq, a predicted model, not a curated record
AUGAUCAAGACCCAGGCGCCCGUGCUCCGCCGAGCCGCCAUGGGGCUCAGACACUACUCUGAGCCUCCCAAGCCGGCCUCGCUGACACCAAUCCCCCUGGCUUCCAGCCAAGCCCCUCCCACCAUCGGCGAAACCACCCACUUCGGCUACCAGACCGUCAACAAGAGCGAAAAGGAAAAGCUCGUCGGCGGCGUGUUCUCGUCGGUGGCCCGCUCCUACGACGUCAUGAACGACGUCAUGCUGAUGGGCGUCCAUCGCUUGUGGAAGCACCACUUCAUCAACCGCCUCGACGCCGGGAUGAGACCCGGCGCCUCGAGACCGUUGGACUUCUUGGACGUCGCUGGCGGUACCGGCGACAUCGCUUUCGGCCUCAUUGACCAUGCUGCGGAGAAGUUUGGCGACUAUAAGCUGACAAUGACCGUGGCCGACAUCAAUCCCGAUAUGUUACGUGAAGGGGAGCGCCGGUUUAAUGAAACGAAGUGGGCGGCCGACCCCGAACAAAGAAAGAGAUUCUCGUUCAAAGUGCAGAAUGGCGAAGUGAUGGAUGAGAUCGAGGACUCGUCUAAAGAUGUGUACACCAUCGCCUUUGGUAUCCGUAACUUCACCGAUAUCCAGGCGGGGCUCAACACUGCCUACCGUGUUUUACGUCCCGGUGGUGUGUUUGCCUGUCUCGAGUUCUCGCAAGUGGAAAACCCUGUGAUUGACAUGGGCUACCAGGCGUACUCGUUCGGGUUGCUCCCGUUGAUGGGGCAGCUCAUCGCCAACGACCGCGACCUGUACCAGUACCUUGUCGAGCUGAUCCGCAAGUUCCCUCCUCAAGAACAGUUUAAGCUGAUGAUUCAAAAGGCCGGUUUCUUCGUCCCCGAACCGGGCUACGAAAACUUGACCUUCGGCGUCGCCGCCAUCCACUUGGGCGUCAAGCUCUAA